This is a messenger RNA of Amoebophrya sp. A25, 862 nucleotides long. Lineage: Eukaryota; Dinophyceae; Syndiniales; Amoebophryaceae. The record is from the annotation of a GenBank genome assembly.
GGAGAAGGCAAUGGAAAGAUCACAAGGGAUGCGGAGCUACACAGAAGAUACUUACGGACAGGGGGGCCGACCGACUGACAGACAAGGCGGGACCGAGAGGCAAGAGACGGGGAGACGAAGGUAAGGCGAGGGUGGGGAGUGAGUCCAGUGUCUACAGACGUUCUGUGCAUCAGCCGUUCUCGUGGUCAGACGUUUUGGGCAUCAGCAGAGGCUUAGGGCUUUCCAUCGCACCGCGAGUGACCCAGAGAAAAAUGGCGCAUCAACAUCAAGAAAGACGCAGGCGGGAAUGUUCUCGGGAGACCGUGACAACGAUGCAAAAGCUGCGAGGUGCACCGAUAUCUGCAAACCCGGCGGUUUUCUUCUACUUAGACAAUGUCUGCUUGAAGCAGCUUCCGCAGUAGGCGAGAGCCCGCAGUCCGAGGCGAAUGCAAUUUUGAUUGAAGUUGGAGCAGCAGACUGCCCUGCUGAUUUGUUAGUGUGAGCGUCGUUGAAGUUGGACUUACCUCUUCUGGCAUACGCUGUUGAUUUGUAGCGUUAUUAUGCACGUCGUGCUGGAGCAACGUUUGCUAACAUACCAUGCUGAUUUGUGACGUAAAUAUGAGCGACUUUGAAGAAAGUUUUCGCUACCAUACCAGCAUGCUGAUUCCUGAGUUUGAAAACGUUUCCUUCAACUUAAACACUUCACAGAUUAGCUCCAAUCACAUCAUUUCUCAACCUAUCGUGGACCACAUAACCCAUAUUGAAGCAUGAUGUACGUCUAGACCUUCACGAAGAAUGUGAUAGACAACCUUUACACUUCCAACUGAUGAAAUCAUUGUCUACACACAAUGACUUGUCAGGAAAUGAAUUCCCAAAAAACGAC